GGGGAGGACUUGGGGGGGUAGGGAAGAGGCCGCAGAAGCCCGAGUCCUGACCCACCGGCAGGCGGGGGCUGCGGCGGCGCCGACCCCCCCCCCAAUUUCCCAUCAACUCCUCAGCGAGGCACCCAGUGGCGGCGUGAAGCACUCAGAGGGUGUCAGCUCUUAGGAGAUACCUCUGACUGCAUCCGACACCUCGCCGCCCCCACCCCCCGUCGUCAUCACCGUUGCACACGGGACGGAGGAGCCCGUGUCGGGACGACACGGGGACACCGAGCCCCCGCCAGCGUUGUUCGCCCUUUGCCCGCAGCGCCGGCGCCCCCCAUGCGCCAGGCAGCCGAGGGGUGGCAUCGGGGGGCGCCAUGGCCUCGGCGACCCCGGCGGUGGCGGCGUCGGGCGAAGCGGAGGAGACCACCCGGCUCCGCAAGCCGCGCUUCUCCUUCGAAGAGAACCAGAUCCUGAUUCGGGAGGUGCGCGCCCACUACCCGCAGCUGUACGGUGCGCAGAGCCGUCGGGUGAGCGUGGCUGAGAGGCGGCGAGUGUGGGACAGCAUCGCCGCCAAGAUCAACAGCAUCACCAGCUGGAAGCGCACGGGUCAAGAGGUGCAGAAGCGCUGGAACGACUUCAAGCGCCGCACCAAGGAGAAGCUGGCCCGCGUACCGCACUCCACGCAGGGCGCCGGGCCGGUCGCCGAGGACGCCUUCUCGGCGGAGGAGGAGACUAUUUUCGCCAUCCUGGGUCCGGGUGUGGCAUGGCCCGGGGCUGGUGCUGGAGCUGGUACCGGGACUGAGGAGUCCCCUGCAGCUGCCCCUUCACAGCCAUCGGUUCCAACUGUUGGUGCCCAGCGCUAUGUGUUGUCGGAGGAUCGCAGGGAGGAUCGCCGGGCAGAUACCCCAGCCCACAGCAAGGGGGACUCCAGCAGCCCGGAGCCCUGGUCCAGGCCGGCUUGCAAUCCCCAGGAAGCCAAGGAGCGUGAGUCCCCGCCCCCUGCAGUCCCGCAGACUGUCCAGCUAAGGCUCCACGUGGGAUUCUCCCCCCCCCCCCCCCCCCCCCCGCCGCUAGUCCAAGUGGCACCCUCAUCCCCCAGCCCCCCACCUCCUCCUCCUCGGCCUCCGCCCACCUCAGCCCCAGACCAGUCCCUGGACUUCCUGCGAGCACAGCAGGAGACUGCCAAUGCCAUCCGGGAGCUGGCUGGCACCCUCCGGCAGGGAUUGGCAAAACUGAGCGAGGCCCUCAGUGCCCUCUUACCCCUUCUGCCUGGAACCCCAGCUGACCCGCAGCCCUCACCCCCACUCCCGCCGCCACCCCCACCUGCCAGGCCGGUUCUGCCACCUCCUGCCCCCAAAGUGGAGAUCACCCCAGAGCCUGUGUCCGUGGUGGCCGCUGUCGUGGAUGGGGCUGUGGUUGCAGCUAGGGGAGUCAUCAUCUCCCCUCGGAGCGAGGAAGGGGUGCCCAGACCACCCCCAGCUCCUCCCCUGCCUCCCCAUGACUCACCCCCACACAAGAGGAGGAAAGGUUUCCCCACGCGGAAGAGGCGAGGCCGAUGGAAAUCUCCUUGAAAGCUACUCCGGUCUACGCUGCUGCCUGCAACCCCUCUCCCAGCUUGGCGCAGUGGAGGGAGGGACGAUGCGCUCUGCCCACCCCAGCUGCACCUUGGCUCCCUGCUCCAGGGGAGUGAGCACCCCACCCCCUGUGCUAGUUAGUGCCUGAUUCUCUGGGUAGGCCCGAGUGGGCUCCCCCAGCCCCUUUCUCUGGUACUGUGCUGUCUGCCUAGCUGCCUCCUGCAACCCUGACUUCUAAGCCAUCAACUUUAUGUUAUUAAAUUACCCUUUGUGGGGUGGGAGGUGCGACAUGCCCCUUUGCCUAACAGUUCCUGUUUUUGACUUGAAGAGAGGUACCCGGUGGGGGCUCCCCACCUCCCCAACCCAGACUUCGGACGGGUUGGAAGUUGUUAGACAAAUCAGAAUAUGGAUAUAGCCUGCUGUACCCUAGGGAGGGGAGGUGGGGUUCUGACUCUGGAGGUGUUAAGUUGGGGCCUCUUCCUUCCCUUGCCAUGUAUCUGACCUCCGGAGCUCAAGCCCCCCGCCUUUCUCUCAGUGGUAAUAAGAUAUCAAUAAACUUAUUUUUCAUACAAUUAAAUUGAGGCUCUGAGACAAGCCUUGAAAAUCUUG
This is a messenger RNA of Nannospalax galili (Upper Galilee mountains blind mole rat), 2165 nucleotides long. RefSeq names its product Myb related transcription factor, partner of profilin (gene Mypop). Gene Ontology annotation, molecular function: DNA-binding transcription factor activity, RNA polymerase II-specific; RNA polymerase II cis-regulatory region sequence-specific DNA binding. Bases 357 to 1553 code for a protein of 398 amino acids. The transcript has 3 exons. Lineage: Eukaryota; Metazoa; Chordata; Mammalia; Rodentia; Spalacidae. Gene Ontology annotation, cellular component: nucleus. Gene Ontology annotation, biological process: regulation of transcription by RNA polymerase II. The record is from RefSeq and is a predicted model, not a curated record.